ACACUGAGGAUUAUUACUAUGGACAUGGUGCUGCUGUGCAUAGUCGUUCUUUUCUGUGUGUGCCAUCAGAGCUUAACGGCUGUGUUGCACAUGCAUGCUGAGCCAAGAAACCUGUUUGCAGAAAGAGCCUGUUGCAGACGUCAGAGUCACUUUAUGUACAUCGGACAAGAUAUUACAGGCAGUCCAGUGAACGUGGACGUGGGCAUGUGCCGAACACACUGUGGCCAAUCACGACCUUCAUCCUUCGAGGCUGGGAUGCAAAGCUACUCUAGACAUUCUUCCAUGCUGGACUUACUGAGAGACAAAAUGUUGCGCACUCAAGCUGCCCCUUCUCCUGAGCUUGUGGACUUUGGUAGAAGUGCUCCAUCAUGUGGUGUGAGCUCAACCUGUGAGCCCACCGGCCUGCGCGUGGACAGAGUGAUGCUGAUGGAAGGGGUGAAGGAGCUGGAGAUCAUCGAAGACUGUCACUGCGAGCCUAAAGUCACCCAGUGUCUCCGUGCACCCUCGCUCAGAACGUACUUCUUUGAAACACCCUAUGAGACGGUCAUCGAUGUUGGAAAGUGUGUGGGCUCGAAAGGGGAACAUGAGGGCUUUUCCUGUGUGCCUACCAAGUUCGACUCUGCCCUUGUGGACACUCCGAACAAAAUGGAGCUAAUUCAGACAGUGGCGGGGUGUGAUAUGAAGGAGGGCUGCUACAGAAUCCCUUAUGUGGAAUAUCAUUACGAGAUCACGCACAGUGAAGACGGCCAUAAGGAAGAGAAACUGAAGGAAAUAGAUGUGGGUAGAUGUUUGGGAAGCUGCACCUCAGGAAACCGCUGUCUUCUCAGGAGUGGAUCAGAUUCUGCAGAAUGUCUGCUGUGGGCAGAGGGACAAGGAAGUGCAUGUGUUCCACAGGGAUACGAGAGCCACACGUUUCUCAAUCAGCACGGACAAAUCCGCACCGUUCUGGCCAUCACUUCCUGUCUCUGCCAGUCUUAG
Molecule: messenger RNA, 978 nt
Organism: Trichomycterus rosablanca
Lineage: Eukaryota; Metazoa; Chordata; Actinopteri; Siluriformes; Trichomycteridae
Gene: pnhd
Product: pinhead
Exons: 7
Coding region: 19-978 (319 amino acids)
Source: RefSeq, a predicted model, not a curated record